UAUGGUGGCCGAGGAUUUAGGUGCAAUGUGGCCUAUGAUUGUGGCCAUUUUAGCUGCAGUUAUCUUAAACGCAGUGAUUUUUACUCUAUUGAAGGGAUACAAAGCGCGAAAAGAGCAGAAUGAGCGGAAACAGUGGUGGAAAGAGAACGUAAUUUAUCAUAUAUAUCCUCGAUCUUUCCAAGACUCGAGUGGCGAUGGAAAUGGCGACUUACGGGGAAUAAUGAACAGGCUGGACUAUUUUGAAUACAUGGGGAUCAAAAUCUUAUAUCUGAGCCCAAUAUUCAAAUCUCCUAUGGUGGACAAUGGCUACGACAUCUCAGACUUCACAGACAUUGAUCCUCUCUUUGGAGAUUUGAAUGACUUUGAUGAACUCUUAAAAGCGAUGCAUGUAAGGGACAUGAAACUUGUGCUGGAUUUUGUACCUAACCACACUUCAGAUGAACACCCAUGGUUCCUUGAGAGUCGCGCCAGUAGAGAGAGUCCUAAAAGAGACUGGUAUGUCUGGAAUGACCCUUCCCCAGGGGGUGGGGUACCUAAUAACUGGGUCAGUGUAUUUGGAGGAAGCGCAUGGAGCUACGAUACCAGAACAGGACAGUAUUAUUUGCACCAGUUUUGUCCUGAACAACCCGAUCUGAACCUCAGAAACGCUGAGGUGCGCCAGGCUUUGAAGGAAGUGCUAAUCUUUUGGCUUGACAAAGGAGUUGAUGGAUUUAGAGUUGAUGCAGUUCCUCAUCUUGUUGAGGAUUCAAAAUUUCUUGAUGAACCCACUAAGCCUGAGUAUGAUCCCUUACGUCCCAACUAUGAUCACUUGGAGCACAUUUACACGAAAAACUUGUGGGAUAAUCAUAAAAUUGUUCAGGAAUGGAGAACACUUCUCAAUCAGUACAAGGUGCCAUACAGAAUACUCAUAGGGGAGAUAACGGCAGAUCUUCCAGAUGUUAUGAAGUAUUAUGGUGGGAGAUACAGUGAAUUUGAUUUCCCCUUUAACUUUGGGUUUUUGGGGCUUUCCAAAUCCACAACUACACAAGAUUUGUAUAAAGUAAUCUCAGAUUACCUUACUGCCCUACCCAGGGGGAAGUGGCCCAACUGGUUAUUAGGAAACCAUGAUGUAUCCAGAAUUGGUACCAAAGUUGGCCAUGGGUACUCCCGUGCACUAAACGUCCUCCUUCUUACACUUCCUGGAACUGCUGUCACUUAUUAUGGGGAAGAAAUUGGAAUGACAGAUGCUGAAGUGCCUCUUAAAACCAGCAAAGAUUUCCGUGAUCCUCAACGAUCACCUAUGCAGUGGUGCAGUAAACAAAAUGCUGGUUUUACCCAUGGAAUGAAACCAUGGCUACCUGUUGCAAAAAAUUUCAAAACAGUGAAUGUAGAGGAUCAAAUGGCAGAUCCAACUUCAGCUUUACAGCUGUAUCGAGAACUACUGAGGAUAAGGUCUUCUUCACAAUGCCUUAAAGAACUUGGUUUCAAAGUUGUUCAUGUAGAUAGCUCAAUUCUUGCUUAUACCAGGUCAGCCAAACACUGCAAAUUUCUCAUAAUAGUAAACUUUGGGCAGGAGAGUUGGACAGGUUCACUUGAUAGCAUCAGUGGUUCAGGAGUGGUUGAAGUUGACAGUGAAAUGAAGAUGAGGGGAGCAAAAAUUCUCUUUGAUAACAUUAAAUUAAGUAAAGCUCAGGCUCUCGUUGUGAAAAUACCAUAACAGACUUUCUAUUGAAUUUGAACUUUAUUGCCCUUAUAAAUAUGUAGUUACCUGUUUUAGCACACUCUAUACAGAAUGUUAAAUAGUACUAGAAUGUAUGCCGAUGUUAAAUCAAAUAAAACUGGGUUAGAAAUACCCACCCUUAGUGUAUUUUGUUUAAAAACAACCUAACUACUAAUUAAAAGUAUUAAAAUGCAUGCAUUGUUUUCUAAAACUUGAAUGUUGUGAUAUGACAAAUUCCUGUGAACAAGUGAGAUUUACAACCCAAGAACAAAAUAGGUGCUGCAGCACACAUGGAAACAUGUGGCCUGUGGUGGCUUGUCUCUUUAUGUUCUACAGUGCCUGCUUGUAGUUCAGUUGCUUAUUAAUCAAUAUGACUUGUUCAAAGGAAGUAAUGUGGCAAUUGCAUAGAUUUCAUUUUGCUUGUUGCUAGAGCACUGCUUUCUGCAAAUUUUAUUCUCUUGUUAAAAUAGCUGUUAUUUGCUGUUUUGAAAUAAGAUAAGGAUAAUUUAAAACCAUAAAUUUUACUGUUGUAAAAAUUUGGUAAGAAAUGAAAUUUUGUAAAUAAAAAUAUUAAAAUACACUUCCUUGUACA
Messenger RNA from Pocillopora verrucosa, 2291 nucleotides. RefSeq names its product maltase 1-like. Gene Ontology annotation, biological process: carbohydrate metabolic process. Lineage: Eukaryota; Metazoa; Cnidaria; Anthozoa; Scleractinia; Pocilloporidae. The record is from RefSeq and is a predicted model, not a curated record.